AAAUGUGACUGUAGUGGUUAUGUUCGUUCGUCACUCGAAUAAUAAACGUUAAUUUAUUUUGAUUAUAUUGUUUACGUUCAAAUAAAAUCUGGAAAAAUGGGUGACAUGGGACCGGUGGAGUAUUUUUUUUGUGGCGGGUUUGGAGGUAUUUGUACAGUAUUAGUGGGACAUCCAUUAGAUACCAUAAAGGUUAGAUUGCAGACGAUGCCCGCAGUAAAACCUGGCGAGUUACCCCAUUACACGGGCACUUUGGAUUGUUUCCGCAAAACUAUAGUAAAUGAGGGCGUACGGGGGCUUUAUAAAGGAAUGGGUGCCCCUUUGGUAGGCGUGGCUCCUAUUUUCGCAAUAUCUUUUUUGGGCUUUGGAGUGGGCAAAAAGAUUUUCGCGCCUUCCGACGGUUCACACCACACCCAUUUCCAGUAUUUCUCGGCCGGCGCUUUUUCUGGAAUUUUCACCACAUUGAUAAUGGCCCCAGGUGAAAGGAUUAAAUGCCUGCUUCAAAUUCAGGAAAAUAAAACAAACAAAAUGUAUGAUGGGCCUGUAGAUGUUGUUAAGAAAUUAUACAAAGAAGGAGGGAUGCGCAGCAUAUUUAGAGGAGCGGGGGCCACACUAUUAAGGGAUAUACCAGCGAGUGGACUUUAUUUUUUGACAUACGAAGGAAUUAGGGAUUAUAUUACUGAACAUGGAAAACAUCAGCCCAGCAUUUUAGGAACUAUAGCGGCAGGUGGAUCGGCAGGAAUUGCCAAUUGGCUUGUUGGCAUGCCACCUGACGUUCUGAAAAGCCGUCUUCAGACUGCUCCAGAGGGUACGUAUCCCAAAGGAAUUAGAGAUGUCUUUAAGAAUUUGAUAAAAGAGGAAGGUCCAUUAGCUUUAUACAAGGGAAUCGUUCCAGUGCUUUUAAGAGCAUUUCCGGCAAACGCAGCGUGUUUCUUAGGAUUUGAAGUAUGUAGGAAAUUUAUAAAAUACCUCAACUCAUCUCCCUGUGAUGUUUUACAUUCGGAAUAGUCCCUAUACUAUUUAGUCUCUCACUUUAUUUUAUUAAAAUUG
Messenger RNA from Cylas formicarius (sweet potato weevil), 1047 nucleotides. RefSeq names its product congested-like trachea protein. The transcript is spliced from 4 exons. Gene Ontology annotation, molecular function: O-acyl-L-carnitine transmembrane transporter activity. The record is from RefSeq and is a predicted model, not a curated record. Gene Ontology annotation, biological process: mitochondrial transport; carnitine transmembrane transport. NCBI's taxonomy places the organism in Eukaryota, Metazoa, Arthropoda, Insecta, Coleoptera, Brentidae. Gene Ontology annotation, cellular component: mitochondrial envelope. Bases 97 to 1005 code for a protein of 302 amino acids.